Molecule: messenger RNA, 598 nt
Organism: Etheostoma cragini (Arkansas darter)
Lineage: Eukaryota; Metazoa; Chordata; Actinopteri; Perciformes; Percidae
Product: plexin A3-like
Exons: 3
Biological process (GO): regulation of cell shape; negative regulation of cell adhesion; regulation of cell migration
Cellular component (GO): semaphorin receptor complex
Molecular function (GO): semaphorin receptor activity
Source: RefSeq, a predicted model, not a curated record
GGACGAAGCUGUGGCACCUGGUGAAGAACCACGAGCACAGUGAUCAGCGAGAAGGGGACCGAGGCAGCAAGAUGGUUUCUGAGAUCUACCUGACCAGACUGCUCGCCACCAAGGGGACGCUGCAGAAGUUCGUGGACGACCUGUUCGAGACGGUGUUCAGCACCGCCCACCGGGGCUCUGCCCUCCCAUUGGCUAUCAAAUACAUGUUCGACUUCCUGGACGAGCAGGCCGACAAACGGCAGAUCAGCGACCCGGACGUCCGACACACCUGGAAGAGCAACUGCCUUCCUCUCAGGUUCUGGGUGAACGUCAUAAAGAAUCCUCAGUUUGUGUUCGACAUCCACAAGAGCAGCAUCACGGACGCCUGCCUGUCGGUCGUCGCUCAGACCUUCAUGGACUCCUGCUCGACGUCCGAACACCGGCUCGGGAAAGACUCUCCGUCCAACAAGCUGCUCUACGCUAAAGACAUCCCCAACUACAAGAGCUGGGUGGAGAGGUAGCUAACAUGCUAACCUAGUAUCAUACUGUAAUAUACCAUGUAAAACUGGGUGGAGAGGUAGCUAACAUGCUAACCAGCUAUCAUUCUGUAAUAUACCGU